Molecule: messenger RNA, 2412 nt
Organism: Fusarium redolens
Lineage: Eukaryota; Fungi; Ascomycota; Sordariomycetes; Hypocreales; Nectriaceae
Exons: 6
Coding region: 376-2358 (660 amino acids)
Biological process (GO): regulation of DNA-templated transcription; DNA-templated transcription
Cellular component (GO): nucleus
Molecular function (GO): DNA-binding transcription factor activity, RNA polymerase II-specific; zinc ion binding; DNA binding
Source: RefSeq, a predicted model, not a curated record
CAUUAAAGUACUCAAGAUCGGGGUUUUAUUUCCCCCCGACAACUCCGUCCUGAUGGUCGAUUCAUGCACAGCUCGAUGACGUAUCUGGAUUUGCUUUUCAUAGGGGGGGUGCAUUCCUCGGCCCCUGAAUUAUUUGCUUGCUCUACCAACAUUGUCCUCGUGCUGUGCAGAAUCUCUUGUUUCUGACAUACCCACUCGCUGUCCCAGUCUGGCUGUCGACCUCUUUGUUCCCAGCCCAACGAGAUACUCGGACCAAUCCUCCUCGCCCAGAGACUCCACCCGAGAGGACAGAGCUGUCAGUUUCAAAUUCGAAGCCUCCACCCGAUCGCGAACCUGCUGCAUUCUCAUUCUCAUUCUCAUUCUCAGCACCUUGCAAUGUCUGCGGUCAAACCGGCGUUUUAUAAAACUCCGCCAAACGCCGACGGAGUUCGAUGGGCCCCAAGCGCCCCCCACUCCAGUAAACCAGCCCAAUCAAAUCGCGUCUGUGAUCGAUGUAUUCAGAAAAAGGUCAAGUGCGACUUGGUAUACCCUAGCUGCUCAAGCUGUAGAGAUGCUAGGGAGGGUUGUAUCUAUUCGCGAGUGCGUAAGAGGCCAGGGCCUAGCAAAGGCUCACGCAGGGGUACAAAGAGGCCUCGAGAGGGGGAUCAGUCCCCUGAAAAUGAUUGCACAACAGGCCAAUCCGUCAGCCACACAAUUUCGUCUUUACCGCCGGUGGUUGAUAUACCGUCUAGCUGCUCUCGGCAGAUCAUGCCUAUCACGUCGCAGCUUACACUCGACGACAUAGAAACUCUGACCCUGUACUGCUCGCUUCUUCUCCCGACCCAAGCCUUUGAAUUAGGCCAGCGGUUUGGCUGGACCAUAAACACCGUCUUUCCACUGUUUCGGCAAGGAGCGCUCUUGGAACAGCUGCAAGACGGCACCAUAUGCGGUGCUCUACCGCCCGUCAUAUAUGCGCUAUCGGCGAAAGGCACCGAGACAGACUUUCUGUCCGCCAACGUGGACGUGCAUGCGGCGCUGGUAAGCUUGGCCGAGUCAGCCAAGAUCGAAGCCGAGAGCGUCACGGAGCCGCUCGCCCUCAACCAAUGGCGCAUGGCGUGUUUACUUGCGUGGUACUGCUUCCACCAGACGCCUGGAAACAGUGAAGCGAUCCGCAUCACCGUGCUGACCCAGAAGGCAUAUCAGUGCGGGCUGCACCAGAUCGACAGUGUCGAGAACCAGGCGUCGUUCGGCUGGGACAAGAUGAGCGAUGCAUUGCUGGAAGAUUGGCGCCAUGUUUGGUGGACUGUUUAUACCCUGGACUGCUGCGCCAGCUUUUCGACGGCAACACCACAUCAGAUCGAGACGGAGAGCAUAAGAACAGCCCUCGUACAGAAUAAGCCGCAACUCGAUAUUAACCGCAGCACCCCAUCGGAGAAGCUCUUCCUACCGCCAGACCGGGCCGAUUUGUGGAAACUUGCCCAGGACAUCUCGAAUUCAGGCGGCGAUAACGCUGCUAGCCUCCAUCUGGUCAUCAGCAUCUUGCUGAAAGAAGUCGUUACCACGUACCGCCGGCGUUGCCAAAACCCGUCUCCUUCUUCAGAACAAAGCAUGUCGGCACUGGAAGACUAUUUGAGUGCCGUACAGCUGGCUCUGCCGUCUAACUAUAUGCGGCAGACGCGCGACAUACUCCGCGGAGAGACAGAUAACAACUGCCACUGGCGGCUGCUGACCUUGCUAAAGAUUCAUAGCGCGCGUCUGCUUAUGCGCCUUCCUUGCCGUUCUCGUUCUCUCGAUACGCCUGACUGGGAUAUUCGAUGGGAAGAAAACCUCGAGAUUUGCUACCGCAUGGUCGAGGUCAUCCAGCAGUGGCACGUGCCGGAUCCUCCAGCCAUCGACCCGGCCAUGUGCUUCAUGUGUCUCUCAUUGCUGAUGCUGUUGCAUCUGCAUAGCCUGUCGAGCGCUGAGUCUAAUCCGCGACUGCAUGAACCUGUCGCGAGGCGGAAAAACAUCGUCAGGCUGUUCCUGCAUAACUAUGCAACGCACUGGACUCUGCCUCGAUUUCUUUUAGACUGUUACGAUGCGUUGAUCCGCAAACUCAUCGGGCCACUACAACCGAAAGAUAUAGAACGAAUCUUGGAUCAUUUCAACGGUCCACUGCACCAAAAGUGGCUGAGUUUUCUUUCUCUAUUGCCUCCGAGAUAUGCCAGCACUCGCUCCAGCAAAUUGAGUGAUCCAAAUGGCCCCCAGUCUCCCAUGGUUGCAGGUACGGGUGAGGCAUGCUCACAAACUUAUGGAACUGAUUUUGGGUGCAAUUUCGACUUGGGGAACGUUUUUGAGUUUGGGAAUGCGUUUGAUUUCGAACAUGGUUUUGAAUUCUAGGACAACUUCACUCAAUCACCUUCGCUCCACAAUGAAUUGUAGCAUAGUUGUGAC